Messenger RNA from Adineta ricciae, 692 nucleotides. The record is from the annotation of a GenBank genome assembly. Lineage: Eukaryota; Metazoa; Rotifera; Eurotatoria; Adinetida; Adinetidae.
AUGUUAGAACGUUCAUAUCAUGAACAAGAACUUAUUGGAACCAUACAACAAUGUCUUCAUGAACAUAAUCUUAUUCUACGAAGAACAACUCAUCAUACCAAUCAAUUCUAUUUAAUAGAUAAAGAUAGAUUUUAUGAACGAGGUCAAAAUUAUAUGCAACAACAUCAAGACGAUUAUGAACUUCUAUCUUCUAUCUCAAAUAUGGAGACAAUAGUUAAUCAACAUAUUCAUAAAAUUAAUAUGACAUUAAACUUUUUAGAACUUGAACAUUAUAUAACUAAAGAUAUUUAUCAACAACUUUUUCUUCAACGUAAUGAUAUUCAAUUAAAGAAUGUUUAUUUUUUAUUUGAUAGAUCCUAUGUCAAACCAAUCUUUUCAAUGGAAUCAAAUGUAACAUCGAAAUUAUCAACUUAUCUUGAUGAUUUACUUCGACCAACAAUUGAAGAUAUAUUAAAAGAUACUUUUGUCGAUCAAGAUUUUGAUUUUAUUCAACGUCUUCAACAACCAAAUUGUUCUUCGAAACUUCAACAAACAACUUUAUUGGUACGAAUAAAAAUUCAAAAUUUUUUUAAUAUGUUUACAUAUCAAUCUACUGUGAAUCGAAUUAUAUAUUUAUUAGUGAAACAUUGUAAAAAUCAACCGAUCAAUGGUGUGUCAAUGAUUGCUAUUGAAACUUUACUAGAAUUAUAUUU